Messenger RNA from Trichoderma atroviride IMI 206040, 668 nucleotides. RefSeq lists its product as uncharacterized. The record is from RefSeq and is a predicted model, not a curated record. NCBI's taxonomy places the organism in Eukaryota, Fungi, Ascomycota, Sordariomycetes, Hypocreales, Hypocreaceae.
AUGAGUAACAAGCCAGAGCCCUCGUCCGGCGCCAUUCAGCAGCAGCAGCGCAAAAAAAGAGGCUUAAUACCUCCAGAGCUUGUAGAUCUUCUGGUCACUCCCGUGCAAGUCGGGGCAUGGUCCGGUGCUGUGGGAGUAAUGGCCGGUGUUGCCGGUGCCAUUGCGAGAGACACCAGUCCUGUUGCCAGUGGUGCCGUAACUGGAUUUCAAUGGUUUGCUUUGGGAGGAAGCUUCUGGUUCACUAGAUCCGUCACCGUCAGGGCAAUGGGAGGUGACCAGCAACUAAGGCCCGUCGACAAAACUAUCGCAAGCACAGUAGGAGGAUCAGCAGCUGGAGCAGUGGCCGGAUUGAUACGCGGACCAGGCAAGAUUCUACCCGCCAUGGUCAUGUGGGGAGUGCUGGGGGCAGGCGGACAGAUGGCUGUCAACGGCUUGAGUAACAGGAAACCUAAAGUCAAGGAUGAAAAUGACAGCUGGUUCAGGUCGAAAUGGAGCCCAUUGAAGAAGCUCACAGACCAGGAGUACAUCGACAUGAUGGAGGAGAAGAUUCUGAGAGUAGAGGCGGACAUUGCUCUCAUCGAUGAGCGGAUUACAGAGCUAAAGUCAAUUGAUCAGAGAACCAAGGAUGAGAAUAGGACAUGAAAUAUCAUAAUUGAACAGGAUAAAAU